This is a messenger RNA of Striga asiatica, 780 nucleotides long. NCBI's taxonomy places the organism in Eukaryota, Viridiplantae, Streptophyta, Magnoliopsida, Lamiales, Orobanchaceae. The record is from the annotation of a GenBank genome assembly.
AUGGCGGACAAAAAUGCCGACCGUGAAAGAAGAAGGACCGUGGAAGGCGAAUCCGGAAGGGCACCUGAUGAAACCAUUCUCGUUGCACGAGCUACAACUCUUGAAGCCCGCCUUUUCACUGUAGCACUUGUGGCUCCCGCUGCAGUCCCGGCAGAUGAUAAACCUGUACCCGCCGCACGCCUUGCAAGUGCUGGGGUCCGCUGCCGGCAACCCCUCCACGUAACCCCUCAGCUCGCCGCUCUCGUGGAGGCGCCGCACCUCCUCCACACCGCCCACGUACCUGCCGCCGAUGAAAACCCUCGGCAAGGCCGGCCUCGAUUUCCCCGGCACAGCCAGGAUCCUCCGCAGCUCGUCCAUGAAGGCAGAGUCCAUGGAGACGUCACGCUCGUCCAGCGGCACGCGGAAGGCCCGCAGGAUAGUCCGCACGGCCUUGCAGUCCUCGAAGGUGCAGCGGACGACCCGGAGGCUGGUGAAGUAGAUCACGAUGGACUCCUCUGCGCUCGGGAUCCGGAUCUCGGCGGCGGCUCCGCCGUCCGGCAGCAGCGGAGGGUGGGAGAGGGAGAAGGAGCGGAGGAGAGCCUUGGCGCUGCGGUUGCGGUGGCAGAUGGAGGGGGCGGUGCAUACAUCUCGGCCGGCGGCGCCGGUGAAAUCGUCGGGGGAGAAGAGGCUCCGAACGUCCUUGAAGGAGGAGCACGCGAAUUUGGGGGCGGAGGCGUUGUUGACCUGAGCUCUGGUUUCGGAGCGCCUCAGCCACAUGGGGUUUAUAAAAAACAAAACUGA